AGUCAGAAUGGAUGAAAUACAACUGUAGUUAUAUACAUACGUAACUUUCGAUUUAGCGGAUUAAGAUUAUGUUUUAAGAACUUUAUCGGAAGGGAUAUUAUGGAACACUUGCCAGAGGACAACUCAAGGUACAAAGAUGUUGACUAUUGGGAUGAGCGCUACAAGACAGAGCAGUGCUACGACUGGUUGGGUGACUUCUCAAAAUUUCAGCAUCUGAUGGGACAGCACAUUAAAAAAGAGGACUCCAUUCUUGUACUCGGAUGUGGGAACAGCAGCCUGAGUGGUGACAUGUAUAGUGCAGGAUAUCAUUCCAUCACCAACAUUGAUUAUUCUUCAGUGUGCAUCAGUGCCAUGAGCUCCAGGUACAGGGAGUGUCCUGGGAUGACUUGGCAGCAGAUGGACAUGUGCCAGCUCUCGUUCCAGGACGCCUCCUUUGACGUGGUGCUGGAGAAGGCCACGCUGGACGCCCUCAUGGUAGAGGAGAAGUCUCCCUGGAGCCUGUCCCAGCCGACCGCCACUUUCAUUCACCAAAGUCUGACCGAGAUCAGCCGCUGUCUGAAGCCUGGAGGACGCUUCAUCUCCAUCACUUUUGCCAACCCAUUUUUCCGGAAGCGUCUUUAUGCCCGUUCCGUGUACAACUGGUCCAUCCAAAACUACAGUUACGGCGAUGGUUUUGAGUACUUCAUGUAUGUGCUGACCAAAGGAGAGCCGCUCAGUGCUGAAGACGUAGCUCUGGAGAGAAAACUGAUGGAAGACCAAGCACCUCAUCCCCCCAGAUCCAGGGAAAAGGUGCCAGAGGAAGACUCCGAGGAAGACUUCUUGUCCACUAUAGACCUAUAAUCUGCUAUUGGCUUUGAUGGAUUAAAUGGGACUAGAAGUAACUGUUCUGCUUUGUAUUUUACAGUAAAUCAUUCUACUGUCAAUUGGAUAUCUAUUGUGAAAGUCACCAAUGCAGACAGUUUUUUAAAAUCCAGAGUAUUUAAAGGCACUGUACCUGAGUUUUGUCUUAAAACAUGUAAAAACAGACCUAGUUUAGACCUAUUUUGCAGCAGUACAAACAUAUUCCUCACGUUAUUAACAAAAGUGUAACAUUAUUAAGUGCACUGAGUAUAUAAGCGCCUUUCACAACUUUCAGAGACCAGAUUGGAAGUUGGGUAUUGUAGCAUUGCUAACAACACUUAGCAUGCUAACAGCACAAUAACAUUACUUCAGAAUUCGUGUGAAAGAGCUGCUAAAAAUCAGGUACAGCCCCUUAAAUUGUUUACAUACAUUAUUUUUUUGUUUUUACUUUACCUUUUGAGGUUAGGUGUUACCUUAUCUACCUCCUAGUGUACAGGGGAGUGUGUUUAUAUAGCAUUGAUUUACAGCCAAGUACUCAUCAUUUUUAUUUGGGCUUGGUACAAACACAAGUCCAAUUCACUGGAUAGCAAUUUUUAAUAUGCAUUAUCUAGAAAUGUGAUCAUUUUUAAGACAAAGCUAUUCCAAUUUAACGGUGCAUUGCUAUAUCUAUAUCUCCCUAGACCUGUGACAAUAAAUACUAUGUCAAGUUAUUGUUCAAUAUAUGAUAGAUGGAACAAUAUUUUUUGGGGUCAGUAUUUAUCACGGGUACUUUUUCUUUGCAGCACUUGGAAAUCUGUAGGUAUUUUUUGACCAUAUGAUCUUCUAGUACUAAACUGUUUCUUUCUGCUGUUUAUUUAUUGCAGCUUGUGUUUUUUAAUGAUAUUUUAGAUGUGUAAUUGUUUCUGUGGUCUAUAUUAUAUUGCUCAACUGUCUAAUAGGAGUCAUAGUAUCAUGUGCCAGCUACUUCAACCUAAAGGGGAUCCUCCCAUGUAACGACUCUGAGAUGCAGUACUUGUUGGGGUAACAUGAGCAGAUUUCUCACUACAGCUUAAAUAUAGACCCGAGAAGUAAGAGGCUGGUGUGCAGACAGGCAGGAAGACUAGUGACUGGAGGCGACCACAUUAAUAAAGAAGAAAUCAUUUAUUUUUAAUUCUCCACUGAGAUCUAAUUACUGCCUAUUUUAGGACACCAAAAAGGUGUGAUUUUUCAGAUGACUUUCUAAUUUCUUCGCCUAUGUCUAGUGCAAGAAAUACUUAAAUUCGUAGUUCCUCAUUGAUUCAUUCUGGUCAACGUUUUCUUUGUAUUUAUUUAAUAACAAUAUAAAGUUUGCUUUUAAUUUUGGAUGGCGUAGAUUUUUAUAGCUUUUUAUUGCCAGGCUCUGUGAGUGAACCCCCAACUCAAUAUCGCUACUAUUUGCCAGUUUCCAUAGUGAUCAAUGGUUAUACAACACAAAUACUGACUGGAAAUACUGACUGACAUGGCCAGACAAACUAAAUGUCUGAUACCUGUUUAGUCAGGGUUGAAAAAAAAUGUGUAAUAUGGACUUCCCACUGUAUCAUUUGAAUAAAGUUAUGACAUUCAUGUUUUGUCAGU
Periophthalmus magnuspinnatus is the source of this 2433-nucleotide messenger RNA. It is a transcript of the gene ece2a, whose product is annotated as endothelin converting enzyme 2a. The transcript has 4 exons. Bases 100 to 840 code for a protein of 246 amino acids. NCBI's taxonomy places the organism in Eukaryota, Metazoa, Chordata, Actinopteri, Gobiiformes, Gobiidae. The record is from RefSeq and is a predicted model, not a curated record. Gene Ontology annotation, molecular function: S-adenosylmethionine-dependent methyltransferase activity.